Equus quagga is the source of this 2186-nucleotide messenger RNA. RefSeq names its product solute carrier family 22 member 8 (gene SLC22A8). Gene Ontology annotation, cellular component: membrane. Gene Ontology annotation, biological process: transmembrane transport. Gene Ontology annotation, molecular function: transmembrane transporter activity. Lineage: Eukaryota; Metazoa; Chordata; Mammalia; Perissodactyla; Equidae. The record is from RefSeq and is a predicted model, not a curated record. The transcript has 11 exons. The coding region runs from base 138 to 1766 and encodes 542 amino acids.
CUUGUUGGAGCUGAGCUGCCCAACUACAACAGCUGCCAGACCCUGGGACCGAGCAAGGGCUUCAGGCACAUCGACCACUAGGCCCAUCGGAGGGAGACGGACUCAGCUACCAGCUCUGGCUCGUCUUGCCUGGCGCCAUGACCUUCUCCGAGCUUAUCGAUCGCGUGGGCAGCAAGGGCCCCUUCCAGUUGCUGCACGUGGUCCUGCUAGGCCUCCCUGUCUUCGGCAUAGCCAACCACAACCUGCUGCAGAUCUUCACAGCUUCCACCCCCGAGCACCACUGUCGCCCGCCUCCCAAUGCCUCUGCAGGGCCCUGGGUGCUCCCCAUGGGCCUGAAUGGGAAGCCUGAGACGUGCCUCCGUUUCGUGUAUCCAUCCAACGCCAGCCUGCCCAACGACACCCAGGGGGCCACGGAGCCCUGCCUGGAUGGCUGGGCCUACGUCAGCACCAGGGACUCCAUUGUGACUGAGUGGGACUUGGUGUGCAACUCCAACAAACUGAAGGAGAUGGCCCAGUCUAUCUUCAUGGCGGGCAUACUGGUUGGGGGGAUCUUGCUGGGAGACCUGUCAGACAGAUUUGGCCGCAAGCCCAUCCUGACCUGCUCCUACUUUCUGCUGGCGGCCAGUGGCUCGGGCGCAGCCUUCAGCCCCACCCUCGCCUCCUACAUGGUCUUCCGCUUCCUGUGUGGCUUCAGCAUCUCAGGCAUUUCCCUGAGCACCGUGAUCUUGAGUGUCGAGUGGAUGUCCACCCAGCUACGGGCCAUCACGUCAACUUCACUAGGCUACUUCUACACCAUUGGCCAGUUUAUUCUGCCCGGUCUGGCCUACGCCAUCCCCCAGUGGCGCUGGCUACAGUUAACCGUGUCCAUUCCCUUCUUUGCCUUCUUCGCUGCAUCCUGGUGGGUACCAGAAUCCUUACGCUGGAUGAUCCUGUCUGGAAAGUCCCCGAAGGCCCUGAAGAUACUCCGGUGGGUGGCUACCUUCAAUGGCAGGAAGGAGGAAGGAGAAAAACUCAGCCUGGAGGAGAUCAAACUCAACAUGCAGAAGGAGAUCACCCUGGCCAAGGUCAAGUACAGCAGAGCUGUCCUGUUCCGGAUUCCCAUCCUGCGCCGUAUGACCCUCUGUCUCUCCCUGGCCUGGUUUGCCACCGGCUUUGCCUACUACAGUUUGGCUAUGGGUGUAGAAGAAUUUGGAGUCAACCUCUACAUCCUCCAGCUCAUCUUUGGUGGGGUUGACAUCCCAGCCAAGCUCAUCACCUUUCUCUCCAUAAGCUAUCUGGGCCGGCACACCACUCAGGCCAUCACUCUGCUCCUGGCAGGAGGGUCCAUCCUGGCUCUCAUCUUUGUGCCCUUGGACUCGAGGACCCUGAGGACAGUUCUGGCUGUGUUUGGGAAGGGAUGCCUGUCCAGCUCCUUCAGCUGCCUCUUCCUCUACACGAGCGAGCUAUUUCCCACUGUCAUCCGGCAAACAGGCAUGGGCGUAAGUAACAUGUGGACCCGCGUGGGAAGCAUGAUGGCCCCGCUGGUGAAAAUCACAGGGGAGGUGAAGCCUUUCAUCCCCAAUGUCAUCUUUGGGACCGCCGCCAUUGUGGGAGGCAGUGCCGCCCUCUUUCUACCUGAGACCCGCAAUCGGCCCUUGCCAGAGACUAUUGAAGACUUGGAAAGCUGGUUCCUGCCCGAAAAGGAGUCAAAGCAGGAGGUGGAAGCAGAAAAGGCAUCCCAGAUGAUCCCCCUGAAGCCUUGUGGACCCGGCCUGAGCCCCAGUUGAGGGCAACAGAACGCCCCUUCCCUGCCCUCCAGAGACUAAUCUCAGCCAGGUCCCUGCCUGCCUCUAGGCUCCCUGGGCACCCUCCAGGGUGCAGGGGGUCUGGGCAGGUCCAUGCUCCUGGGACAAAGUCUUCUGAGAGCUUAGUGAAAACAUGUCCACCACCACCACCAGAGCCCCCAGCCCAGCCCUGGCCAGAUCAAAGGUUUGGCCACAGGCCUUGCCAUAACCCCCGCCUCUUGCCCUCAUCCGCCCUGCAGCCCAGGCCCUUCCACACUGGUCACCUUCCCACAUUGUUCCAGUCCCCUUCCCUUGAGGGCCCCUGGGUCUCCUGGCUCAAUCCUAACAAAGACAGCUUCCCCUUCUUGCCCCUCACUCCUUUCUUCAAUGGGAAGUUUCAAUAAACAACAAUGAAGGACUCAA